This is a messenger RNA of Maudiozyma saulgeensis, 1089 nucleotides long. The record is from the annotation of a GenBank genome assembly. Lineage: Eukaryota; Fungi; Ascomycota; Saccharomycetes; Saccharomycetales; Saccharomycetaceae.
AUGUCCUCUGAAACUACUACGACAGAAAAAGCGAAUAACGCUGAAUUACUAUCUUUAAUUAGGAAAUUCCAAUUUACAAGAGUACUUGAUUCCAAUCCCCAAACUAAAGUAAUCUCUUUAUUAGGUACCAUCGAUGAUAAAGAAGCAAUCAUUACAGCAGAAAAGACACAUUUCACCUUUGAUGAAAACAUAAGAAGACCAUCACAGGAUGGUACAAGUACACCAGUAUUUUAUCAAUGUGAAAAUGAAUAUUCUUGUAUUAAUGGUAUUGAAGAAUUAAAAGAAAUUACCUCUAAUGAUAUUUAUCACUGGGGUCUUUCUGUAAUGAAACAAAAUAUCAAAUAUAACCCAACUGCAAAAAUUAAUUUAAUUUGGCCAGCUACAGAAGUUCAUAUUAGAAAAUACGAACAACAAAAUUUUCAUUUAAUUAGAGAAACUCCAGAAAUUUAUACAAGAGUUGUUGAACCUUAUGUUAAAGAAAUGUCAAAUAAUAAGAGACUGAAAUGGGUAGAUAAUAUUUUAUAUGAAGGUGCAGAAGCAGAUCGUGUUGUAUUUAAAGACUAUCAAGAAGAUAAUAAACGUGAUAGUUUUAUUGUUUUGCCAGAUAUGAAGUGGGAUGGUAUUAAUAUCGAUGCUUUAUAUUUAGUUGCUAUUGUUUAUAGAGAUGAUAUUAAAUCUUUAAGAGACUUAAGACCAAAUGAUCAAGAAUGGUUAAUAAAUAUUUAUAAUAAGAUUAAAUCUGUAAUUCCAGGUUGUUAUAAUUAUGCUGUUCAUCCUGAUGAAUUAAGAGUCUUUAUUCAUUAUCAACCAUCUUAUUAUCAUUUCCAUAUUCAUAUUGUUAAUGUUAAACAUGCUGGUUUAGGUAAUGGUAUUGCUGCAGGUAAAGCCAUUUUAAUUGAUGAUGCAAUUGAACUUUUAAAUUAUUUAGGUCCAAAAGGUUUUAUGAAUAAGACAUUAACAUACGUUAUUGGUGAAAAUCAUGAUUUGUGGAAGAGAGGUUUAGAAAGAGAAGUUGAAAAACAAUUAAAAGAUGAUGGUAUCCCUAAAGUUCCAAAACUUGUAAACGGAUUUUCAAUGGAAAAUCAGUAA